GAAUUUCGUAAUGAUCGAAAUUUAAAAUUAUUUCUGAAUAGUCCCUAGUGAAUAAAUUAGCAAUGGUGCCGGUAGAAAAUAGUGGCUGUAAAACAUCCAAACAGAAACAGAAAAACGGCAAAGCGGAAAAUCAAAAACGAAACGACAAACCCGCGAAAGGGCCUCAACGUGGUGGCGGCAAUCAGCCGAAUGGCAGCAACAACAACAACAAUGGUAAAAAGCAGGCCCGGCUCUGCCCCGGGCGGGACACCUACGAGCGGAUGAAUUUCCUCUACCAGGCUUCGGUACUGAUGGCCGAUAGCGUUCCGGCCCUAUCCGGCAGCUAUGGAAGGCUGAUGAAGUCCAUCGGAAAAAAGGCCACACUGAGGAUCGAACCUGCCAUCAAACGAACGCUAUGUGCUAGAUGUGGAGUUGCUCUAAUGCCUGCAAAAACUGCCGAAUACCGUGAACACUUCCAAGGAAAUCUCAACUUCGUAGAAGUGGCGUGCAACGUGUGUGAUUAUAGGAAACGAUACCGUAACUGGAAGGGCCACAAAAUCCAUUUGGAUGAUCCGAAAUCCGUGGUAGACACAUUAACUUUCGAGACGAAGACUGAAUAAACUAGGCGUUGUUUUUUUUUAUAAAAAUAUAUUCUUUUAUUUAUCAAUCUCAAUAAUUUACACGAUGAAUACAGAGUGUCGCAUACUCAAAUCUUGACAGUAAGAUAAACAUUAUGGCACUUUUCUUCUAUAAUUACACUUUGCUUGUCACCAUCUAACCGGAAAUAUUUAUAACUGAGUGAAUAACAAUCACUUGCAAUAAAUUCCUUCUAAACAUGCCUAAAACUAAUCAUCUAACGAUACAACUUAUAGUAACAAAUGGAUAAGAGCACUCUAUCAUCUAGUCGUUAUCGUAGCCAGAGCAGAUAAUACGAUUGCUUUCUUUUCUAGUGUUAUUGAGAACAUCCCUACUAUACAUAAGCACUUAAAAGAACACCUUGUGUUUGGAUUUCCGCCUUCGGUAGAAUCUGGUCGUUUCCCGAGAAGCAGCCAUUGGCAAGGAAUGUUUCGCGUGCGUUUGUCUGUAAAACGGGCUUGGCUGCCUAUAUGCUAUAAGCUGAGAUUGUUUUCCCUGAUCGAAUGCCGUUUCUCCGAAAACAAGCAGAGUUCUAAUUUUGUUUGCCGUCUAAUUCUCGCGAGAUUAGUUCACAUGGUUUGAGUGGCGGCUAUCGUUCGGCUUCUGCUUAUUCUGCUUUUGAUUUCCUCUAAUGUUUUAGUAUCUUCAGUCUUUAGCGUCACAUAUAGAAAAUAACUUCAAAUUAACACAAUUCGUUUUUUCUCAUGCUUAUUAACUAAGAAUACAACUACGCGCAGCAAUUUCAAAUUUACGUCGAACAAAACAAUAUGCAUAAGAUGCCACAGAUGCUACAGACAUAAUUCUUAGAAACGUCCAUGAACACGUUCGCUAUCCUUUAA
Aedes albopictus (Asian tiger mosquito) is the source of this 1454-nucleotide messenger RNA. RefSeq names its product ribonuclease P protein subunit p21 (gene Rpp21). Bases 63 to 599 code for a protein of 178 amino acids. The record is from RefSeq and is a predicted model, not a curated record. Gene Ontology annotation, biological process: tRNA processing. NCBI's taxonomy places the organism in Eukaryota, Metazoa, Arthropoda, Insecta, Diptera, Culicidae. The transcript is spliced from 2 exons. Gene Ontology annotation, cellular component: nucleolar ribonuclease P complex.